Messenger RNA from Wickerhamiella sorbophila, 1632 nucleotides. RefSeq names its product Ubiquitin carboxyl-terminal hydrolase 10. Gene Ontology annotation, molecular function: cysteine-type deubiquitinase activity; cysteine-type endopeptidase activity. Gene Ontology annotation, cellular component: cytosol; nucleus. Lineage: Eukaryota; Fungi; Ascomycota; Dipodascomycetes; Dipodascales; Trichomonascaceae. The record is from RefSeq and is a predicted model, not a curated record. Bases 1 to 1632 code for a protein of 543 amino acids. The transcript has a single exon.
AUGCCUGUUGGCGCUGUUGAGACAUCUCUGGAAUUCGUACCUGCGCGUCUUCCUGAGGCUGUCACGAUGAAGCCUGGCGCUUAUGAUGUUGUAAUAGGCGAGAGCGACAAUUCCGACGGUUCUAGCUUCGAUGGAAACGGCACAGCGAACGGCAUUGCGGAAACGACAGAGUCCGAAGCGGAAACCGAAUCUGCGAGCAGCACGUCCGCUUCGGCCAGCGAGACUGAGUCCAGCGAUGAGAGUAGUGAUGACGAGGAUACAAGCGGGUCCAACCAAUUUAGUGCCAGCGCCCGUAGUGCUGCGCCCAGCGAUUCGGACGAAAGCGACAGCGAGAUCGAAUCGCGCACUGCCACGCCCCGGCCGCCGGUGCUCGCGGCAAACCACUUCUAUGCAUUCAACGAGAAUCUAAAAGACCAAGGCUCCCGCUCUAAUCGUAUUUACAAAUCCUGGCAGCCGUCUGCUUCGGCUCCGGUCGGAUUGGAGAAUCGUGGUGUGACCUGCUACAUGAAUGCAGCCAUGCAGUUAUUGUUUCAUCUGCCGGCUAUUGGGCGUUAUCUUGUUGAAGUAUCCCAGGGCAAGCAUAACAAUGUGAAAACCUCGAGCGUCACUGCCGAACUCGCAAAACUGUUCCGCAGGCUCACUGAAGGAAAAAAGAAGUCCAGUGUUUACCCCACACGCAUGAUCCAGCGCCUUGAAGACAUCAAUUGCAUGAUGUCCGAGUGGGAGCAAGAAGACUCGCACGAGUAUUUAAUGUCGUUGCUUGGCCGUUUACAAGAAGAUAGCACGCCGAAAGGCGAAAAAUUGAGGUCGUCGAUUAUGCACGACAUAUUUGGCGGCACGGUUGAGCAGCAAGUUACUUGUCGUAAUUGCGGGCACGUUUCGACCACUAAUCAAGACUUUUACGAUAUUCCUGUGUCGUUUUCGCGAUCCGAACGCAAACAGGGCAAGUACACGUUAUCGCAGUCUGUCGAGGACUUCUUCAGCCCAGAGGUGAUCAAGCCUAAGGACAAAGAAGGCUAUCAAUGCGAAAAAUGCAAGCAAAUUACAAAGGCAAUCAAACAGAAUGCCAUUCAGGAUGCCCCCGAGUAUCUUACGGUGCACAUCAAAAGGUUCAAGUUUUCGGGGUCGCUGGGUCAAAAAGUAAAAGAUCAAAUGCUGUAUCCGCUGGACUUGGAUCUUACUGCAUACUCAAAAACUGAGGAACCUCUCAGGUACUCGCUGGUAGGUGUCAUUGUUCAUGAGGGUCGCACGCUGUCCUCUGGUCAUUAUAUCGCUAUCGUAAAGCAACCUAAUAUGAAAUGGUACGAAUAUGACGACGACAUUGUGCGCAAGGUCUCAGACUCCUACGUGAAGAAUCAGGAAAAUGCUUAUAUUCUCGUCUACUCGAGACUAGCCGCCAGACAGCCGGCCCGCCGGGCAAAGCGACCUGCUGAACCAGAUCUCCCUACGCCCAAGCGUCCGGCCAAGGGGGUCAAAAAGACAGCAAAAACACACACGUCUCCGAAGCGUAAAAAUUCAUUACCCCGGGGUCGCGAUAAGGCCUUAAUUGUUGCAACCCGAGCACAGGAACAAGCGCGAAAAUCACAUACACAGGUGAGCGCCGAGAUUGAUGCGAUUUUUGGUCGAAAGUAG